AUGGACUGCCAAAGUUCAUAUGCAAGUUCUGUUGGAGUUGUUAGGUACCGUGUUGAGAUGAUAGCGGUGACUAGAGAAGAAUCGAGUGUCUUUGUUGCCUUUGAUUCAGCUAUGACUAAGCUCACCAAUGUAAGGGCCACAAAAGAUUCUAACCCUAUGGGAAACAAUCCUGACAACGAUAUGUCUGAAGCAAGUUGUACUUCUUGCAAGUAUCGUGUCUGUAAUUCCUCCUCAAGAGACACUCAUCCUCCUGAAGCUAAAGACCAGACCAUUGGACCUACAAAUGCUGAGCAAGUAGUAUCAAACACCGACCAAGUGGAGUCCAAUGGUGAGAAUGCUGAUCCACAAGGAUCACCACCAGGCAAACCCAUCUAA
Eruca vesicaria subsp. sativa (arugula) is the source of this 375-nucleotide messenger RNA. Lineage: Eukaryota; Viridiplantae; Streptophyta; Magnoliopsida; Brassicales; Brassicaceae. The record is from the annotation of a GenBank genome assembly.